CGCUCCCCCAUUGAAUCUUAUCACUUCUUUAGUCCUAACCAACCCCAAAGAUUAACACACCGAAACGGUCCAAUUGGAUUGCUCGGGUUCAAGCCCAAUUCUCUCUUUCUCUCUCCUCUCUCCUCUCUCUCUCUCUGCUCCUCCUCCUCCUCUCUCUCUCCUCCCCCUCUGCAGAAACCCUAGAUCUGGCUCUGCAAAUCGUAGGUUCAGCUCUAGAUUUGCUGGAAGAUACCGCUUUUCUUCCUGGGUUCCCCUCAAAAUCGAGUUUUUUCCAUCUGGGUCUUUGUCAAAACGAGUUCUUGUGCAGGUAUUCUGUUUUGGAAUAAUCCUGCCUGCAGUAGAAUUUAACUUCUUUUGGCCUCAAGAUGUCAACCCCGACUGUUGAUGCACCAGCCCCUGAUUUCAAGCCUGAUACGGCUGCUGAUAUGACCGCCGAUAUCCCCACUGAUAUGACCACCGAUAUCACUACUGAUGUGACCACUGACAUCACCGCUGAUGUUGAGAUGCCUACUGCUGCUGCAAACAAUCAGAUUGUCCCAGUUGAGCCACAGCCCAACAAUAUAGAAACACCACCAAGCAUCCCAGAAACUCAACCUAACAAGCGUAGAAAGAAGAAGUCUAUAGUUUGGGAACACUUCACCAUUGAAACAGUUGGUGCUGGUUGUCGAAGGGCAUGUUGUAAGCAAUGCAAGCAAUCAUUCGCAUACAGUACGGGCUCAAAAGUAGCAGGCACUAGUCAUCUUAAACGCCACAUUGCUAAAGGAACCUGCCCAGUUGUCCUUCGUAAUCAGGAGAAAAAUCAGUCCAGCCCAUUUAGUGCACCUUCAAAAGUUGGUGGAUAUGGGGCAGGUACUGAUACUCCAAGACGUCGUUACAGAACUACUGCAGCACCUUACGUUUCAUUUGAUCCUGACCGUUGCCGUGAUGAGAUUUCUAGGAUGAUAAUCAUGCAUGAUUACCCCCUUAACAUUGUUGAGCAUCCAGGCUUUGUUGCUUUUGUUCAGAAUCUUCAGCCUCGAUUCGAUAUGGUGAGUUUCAACACUGUCCAAGGGGAUUGUGUAGCAACCUACCUCAGGGAAAAACAGUCCAUUCAGAAGGUGAUUGAAGCAAUGGCAGGACGUAUUUGCCUCACCCUGGAUAUGUGGUCUUCUUGCCGAGGACUAGGCUAUGUCUUUCUAAGUGGGCAUUUUAUUGAUAGUGAGUGGAAAAUGCACAGGAGGCUUCUCAAUGUCAUCAUGGAACCUUAUCCAGAUUCAGAUGCUGCUUUCAGCCAUGCAGUUGCUGCUUGUUUAUCAGAUUGGAGCAUGGAGGGAAAGUUAUUCUCUGUCACCAUAAAUCAGUCCUUGAGUGAUGCUGCAGUUGAUAAUUUAAGAGCUCUACUGUCUGUUAAGAACCCUCUUGUUCUCAAUGGUCAGCUCUUGCUGGGCAAUUGUCUUGCUAGAAGUCUGAGUAGCAUUGCCCAAGAUGCAUUAACGUCUGUGUUCGGAACGGUUAAGAAAGUUAGAGACAGUGUGAAAUAUGUGAAAACUUCAGAAUCCCACGAGGAGAAGUUUCUUGAGCUCAAGCAGCAACUUCAAGUGCCUAGCACAAAAGUUCUAGCCAUCGACGACCUAACUAAAUGGAACACAACAUAUGAAAUGCUGUUGGCUGCAUGUGAACUGAAAGAAGUUUUCUCAUGUCUGGAUACUUCAGACCCUGAUUACAAAGAGGCACCGUCACUGGAAGACUGGAAGCAGGUGGAGACUCUGUGCACGUACCUGAAACCCCUUUUUGAGACGGCUAACCUCCUGACAGUCCCGACUGUUCCGACAACAAACACAUUCUUCCAUGAAGCUUGGAAGAUUCAGUUGGAGCUUGGACGUGCAGCAGGAAGCGAGGAUCCCUUCAUUAGCAGCCUCACCAAAUCCAUGCAAGAGAAAUUUGACAGGUAUUGGAAGAGUUGCUGCUUUAUAUUAGCAAUUGCUGUGGUCGUGGAUCCCAGGUUCAAGAUGAAGCUCGUGGAAUUCAGUUUCUCCAAGAUCUACAACGAAGAGGCUGCCACAUACGUAAAGAUUGUUGAUGAGGGCAUCCACGAGCUGUUCCUGGAGUAUGUUGCGCUCCCGCUGCCACUGACCCCAACGUAUGUCGAAGAAGCAAAUAACGGUACCGUGAAGGCUGAGGAUCCGCAAGGAGGGAAUCUGCUAGCGUCAAAUGGGCUUGGGCUCACGGAUUUCGAUGUGUACAUCAUGGAGACGACGAGCCAGCAGUCAAAAUCAGAAUUGGAUCAGUACUUGGAGGAGUCUUUGCUGCCUCGGGUUCAUGAAUUUGACGUCGUAGGGUGGUGGAAGCUAAACAGAAUGAAGUACCCAACCCUUUCAAAGAUGGCUCGUGAUAUCUUGUCAAUCCCAGUCUCCACCGUGCCGGUGGGCUCAGUGUUCGAUACUGUGGGCAAAGAGAUGGAUCGUUACCGGUGUUCAUUGCGACCGGAGACGGUGGAAGCUCUGAUAUGCGCCAAGGACUGGAUUCAGGGCGAGUCUGUUGGUACUUCAAUUGUACCUGUAAAAAUGGAAGUACCUAUUUAGGUUUUGUUUUGUUACUUUGUACCAUGUUGUCUCGCCUCGUGUUUUAGGAUAUGACAUUUUUCUAGGCUGGCUUAUGUAUUUGCUCUUGUUCUUGGAAAAAAAAAGGGAUAUAUGGAACCUCUUAUUGUACCAUAGACAGACAUUUGGGUCCAUUAGGAUUAGAUGCUUAAAUGGUAGGAGGAGUUAAAAUUGGUUGUUUGUGAA
Messenger RNA from Coffea eugenioides, 2765 nucleotides. RefSeq names its product zinc finger BED domain-containing protein DAYSLEEPER. Gene Ontology annotation, molecular function: protein dimerization activity; DNA binding. The transcript is spliced from 2 exons. Lineage: Eukaryota; Viridiplantae; Streptophyta; Magnoliopsida; Gentianales; Rubiaceae. Bases 366 to 2561 code for a protein of 731 amino acids. The record is from RefSeq and is a predicted model, not a curated record.